Molecule: messenger RNA, 5366 nt
Organism: Pseudopipra pipra
Lineage: Eukaryota; Metazoa; Chordata; Aves; Passeriformes; Pipridae
Gene: NEURL1B
Product: neuralized E3 ubiquitin protein ligase 1B
Exons: 5
Coding region: 91-1761 (556 amino acids)
Biological process (GO): ubiquitin-dependent endocytosis
Cellular component (GO): early endosome
Molecular function (GO): ubiquitin protein ligase activity
Source: RefSeq, a predicted model, not a curated record
GCGGAGCGGCGGCGGGAGGCGGGCGCUGUCCAUGGCCCUGCGGAGCUCCGGGCGGCCCCGGGCUCCGCCGCGCCGCCGAGCGAGCGAGCGAUGGGCAACACGGUGCACAAGACCCUGGCAGACACAAGCCACCAGACCCGCUCCGUCUCCAGCCGCCCCUACUACAGCCUGCCCAACAGCAGCCAUGAGAGGCGCUCGGUCCUCGCCAUCACGGAGCCGCCGCGUUUCCACUCCCAAGCCAAAGGCAAGAACGUGCGCCUGGACGUUCACUCCCGCAAGGCCACGCGGAGGAACAGUUUCUGCAACGGGGUCACCUUCACCAACCGGCCCAUCCACCUCUACGAGAAGGUGCGGCUGAAGCUGGUGGCUGUGCACCACGGCUGGAGCGGGGCCCUGCGCUUCGGCUUCACCAUCCACGACCCGUCGCAGAUGAGCUCUGACGAGAUACCAAAGUACGCCUGUCCUGACCUGGUGACCCGUCCCGGAUACUGGGCCAAAGCUUUGCCAGAGAGGUUUGCUGUGAGGGACAAUAUCUUGGCCUUCUGGGUUGAUCGUCACGGGAGAGUCUUCUACAGUAUUAAUGACGAGGAGCCAAUACUGUUUCACUGUGGUAUUAAAGUUUCUGGUCCUCUUUGGGCACUCAUAGACGUCUACGGAAUUACCCAUGAAGUGCAGAUACUAGAUAGCAUGUUCGCAGAGACCAUGACCACUGCCCGGCUCAGCACUGCCCGGCUCAGCACCUGCCUUCCACAGAGCAACCACGACUCAGCCAACUUCAACAACAAUGAGCUAGAGAACAACCAAGUGGUGGCUAAAAUUGCAAACCUAAACCUAAGCCGGGUACCAGGACUUGCGACAGACAACCACAUCAUCCCCUGCUGCCCAAACCGGCGGCAUCACGCGCAGGGGGUCCCGGCCUUCCUGGACACAGACCUGCGGUUCCACCCCACCCGCGGCCCUGACAUCACCUUUUCUCAGGACCGGAUGGUUGCGUGCACCAAUUGGCAAGAAAGCAGUAGGACUUUGGUGUUUUCUGACCGGCCUUUGCACAUCGGUGAAAGCCUCUUUGUGGAAGUAGGACACCUUGGGUUGCCAUACUACGGGGCCCUUUCAUUUGGCAUCACUUCUUGUGAUCCGAGUACUUUACGGACAAAUGAGCUCCCGGCAGAUCCGGACUUUCUCUUGGACCGCAAGGAGUACUGGGUGGUUUACCGAGCGUUCCCGGUCCUCAACAACGGCGACAUUCUCAGCUUCAUGGUCUUGCCGAAUGGAGAGGUGCACCACGGGGUGAAUGGAGCCAGCCGAGGAAUGCUGAUGUGUGUGGACACCUCACAGUCUCUCUGGGUGUUUUUUACAAUCCAUGGUGUAAUCAACCAGCUCAAGAUACUGGGCACGGUGCAGUCCAGCCCAGUGACCGUCUCGCCCUCAGGAUCCCCCGGUGGCUCCCAGUACGACAGUGACUCGGACAUGGCCUUCAGCGUGAACAGGUCGUCAUCGGCUUCAGAGUCAUCGCUGGUGACUGCUCCAAGCUCCCCCUUGAGCCCCCCCAUCUCUCCUGUCUUCCCCCCUCCGGAGCCAUCCAGCAGCAAGAACGGGGAAUGCACCGUUUGCUUCGACAGCGAGGUGGACACGGUGAUCUACACCUGCGGACACAUGUGCCUCUGCAACACCUGCGGUCUUAAGCUGAAGAAGCAGCUCAACGCCUGCUGCCCAAUCUGCCGACGGGUCAUCAAAGAUGUUAUUAAAAUAUACCGCCCUUAGCGCCCGCCUCGGGCUGUAGGAAGGGGAACGCCGCUAGCAGUAACCACGCCUUUCCGUCCCUGCUUAUGGGUUAUCGUGCUGGUCAGUCGUUAUCAAGUGGCUCGUUAUCUGUGUUUCCUUAUUUGACAGGUAGGGCACAAUUCAGGGAUAAAAUUGAGCUGAGGAUCAUGUAGGGCCCAAAGGCAUGGCCAGGCUGUGUGCCCACAGGCGAAUCCGGGGAAUCACGGUCUGCACCCAGCUGCAAAUGAGAAAUUUCCCCUGCAAAGGUUCUUUUUUCCCUCUUCCUGCUCCGGAGGAGGCUUGCUAUGGUGUGGGCCUGCAAGGGGAGGUUGCCAUUUGGUCAAUGCCAGGUGCCACUGGGCUUCCUGACCCCAAAACCUGAACAGCUCUGGGAUGCUGCCAGAUGCUUGUGCUGUGGUGGAACAAAAUUAGGAUAAGGCCCAGCGGGAGGGUUCAAAGUGGACAAAACUGAUCUGGAAAUGUCCUGCUUAUCUGUGUAAGGAGAACUAGCUAAAGCCAAAUAGUAGCACAGCCAGAUUCUCACUUGUUUGGGUUCUGUCCCCGUGAACAGGUUUCUGGGGUACAUGGAGAAGCCAGUCUGGACAUAGAUAAAGCAGCUUUUGCUUUCUGUGGCAGAGCAGAGACUUUUGGCCAGGGAGGCUGAGACCUGGAGAGCUGCCAUGGGGUAGCAGUGAGGAGCACAAGCCCACUGAGAGCCCAGCCAGCCCCAGCAGUGGGCAGCUAUGAGGGGCGACUCAGGCCUGAUGAAGCCAUAAUUUCCAGCCCGUGGAUGAGAGGAGUGUUUGGAUGGGAACACUGCAAUCCUGGCUGUGAUGGUGUUUGCCAUCUCCAGGCACACACACCUGCAUUUUGCUCUGCCCUCUUGGCAGGUGGCACAGCUGCCAUGUUACCCCAUCCUGCCUGGCUAGACCUGUCCUAGACCUUCCCCCGCAGCCAGUGCCAUGGCAGGGCUCAGCUUUCCUCCUGCCCCACCAUGGGGACUUUUUGGAGCCUGUGGUGAGAAAUUAAUUUCUGACCCAGUCCCAGCAGGCUCACCUUUUUUCUGAGGACUGUGUAUGUGCUGAUCUUACCUGCUCUUUCUCCUGCCUUUCCCAGUUUUCCAGCACAGCUGGGUCUCAACGGUAGAUGAGAACUUGUUGAGAAAAACAGGGAUCUAUCUCACUUGGCUUUACUUAGGAGUAGGAAAGAAAAAGGCUCUGGGGCUAUUAGUAGAUGUUGGGACUUAAAAGGUAAAUGGGUUUCAGGUGUGAUGUUACAGCUACAGGCAGCAGCUGGAUGAGCUGAGCAGCAUUUGAGUGUGCAGCAACGGGACUGAUGUGAGGAGCUUAGUGUCCUCCUCCCUGCUGCUCCAGCAGGAGCUACCCUCCAUUCUCUGUCCUCUGCCCACUUGCACAGCCCCUGUCCAGUCCUUCAGCCUGAGCCUGACCAGCUUCCAGCUGGUCCAAGAGGGAAAAAGAGAGAGGAUGCAAAUGGGAGGAUGAGAGAGGGGCUGGUAUUGCAGCUCGGUGACCGUGUGCUACCAAGUGCAUAAGAAUGGCUUUUUCAGAAAGGUGCAAUUUUAGUCUGAAAAAGAAAAAGCAGAAUAGCAACUCCUGUACAUUUCAGGGCUUCUGGGCACAGAGGGGCAGCCUGAGGUUGUCAGUGCCUGUCAUCUCGCCUGGCCAUUUCCUCUCUCCUCCAAGGUGCAGGUAGCUGUGGGUGCACAGCCCUCUCCUGGUGCUGCUGCCCAGGUGGUGGUUUGGCUGUGCCAGGAGAGCUGUGUUUGGUUACUGACCAGCAGCCAGCCCUGUGCUGCCAUUGUGGAGAGCACACCCAGGAGAGCAGUUCAUUCUCCUCCUGCAGCGGGCUGUGCCUGCCAGUUCACAGAGCACGGGGAAACCUUUUGUUUUUAAUUUUCAGAACUGAUGAACAUUUUAAUUAAGUGUAUAAAUGAGAGGCUGCUCUAGAGUGAGAUCUCUCAGCCAUUGCCCUGCUGCAUCAGCACAAGGGCCCACUGACUUUGCAGAGCCCUUUUUGGAAACCUGGCUGAUGGCGCUGGCUGUGCCACUGCUGAGUGUGCUCAGCCCUCAGCAGAGCCACUCGCACUGCGACUGUGGCACGAGUUCACUCACACCUUUACUGAAGGAGGUAGCAAGGGCAGCUUCCCUGCGUUUGGAGCCUUGCCUGGACCUCCUGGCUGCCCUCUGCCCAGGCAUUGCCUUCCUAGAGACCUCCUGGGUGCCACACUGGCAGAUCAGGGUCUGGCUGCAGUGGGUGGGCACAGCACCAAAGGCACGAUGAUGGCAGGGUAUGUCAGCAUGGGAUGAAGGGCCAGGCAGGUCAGUGCCUGCCUGGGGACAGGCUGCAGUGGGAAGCCUUUGCAUCUUGAGGAAUUCAAGGAAAGCUGUCAGAAUCCACUCACUGCGAGCGAUGCCAGCCUGGAUCAGAUCUGGGCUUGUGAGCACCAGUGGCCAUUCCCAGGGCUGCUGUCCCGGUUUCAGGGGUGCCCAGUCCCUUUGGUCACUGCACAGCCACACCAGCACAGCAGAGUCCGUUUGCUUGGCCGACACCUCAGGUCCUCAGUGAGCAGGAUUGGUGCACGCCUGGGGUGGGGUUUAUUUUGGUUUAGCUCUCUUUUGUAUUUUUAAGCCAGCAAGGAGAAAUACCAAAUCCACCCCAGGCUGGGCCUGAGCUGUUCAGGACACAUUGCAGAGGCUGAAUUUUUGCUGUAGCAGUGAAGACCAGUUUCCAGAAGGGCAGCACCCAGUGAUGCCAGCAAGGGAACCAGCUCAGACAGCAUCUGGAGCACGGCUGAGCAGCAAACAGGACGUGAGAGCAGUGGAUGUAUCACCCUGCCUAUCUGAGAGCAAUGGGAAUUUUCCAAAAUAGGCCUCAAAAAAAAAAUGUCCGGGAAAAGGUAGCCUCUUUCAGAUUUAAUUGUUAGUAUUCGUAUUGCUAUUUUUUUUAAACAGUCCAAUGAUAUAUUAUUUGUACAGAAGAUCUGUUUGUGCCUUAUAAGGGUGUCUGUGCACUUUUUAUCCUUUUUAAAGCAACUUUUAAAAAGAAAAAAAAAAAGAUGGGGGGAGAAAACAGCACAGAUCAAUGGUAGUUUUUUAGAAUUUUGUGUUCACUGAGAAUCCUGCUUUAUAUAUAUAUAUAUGUGUGUAUAUAUAUAUAUAUAUAUACUGGAGUGAAAAAGUGUUUAUUUCCAUGGAUUUUUUCCCCCUCUCCUCCUUAACCUCUUUGUUUAAAAAUUUAAAAAAAGGAAGAAAGGAAGGAAGAAAGAGAUGAGAUUGGGGAACUCUUUUACCUUCCCCCUUUCUGAGACAGUUACUCUCUUGUCGUUACCUUUAUGAUUCAAUACUGUGACCUGUACAUCUUGUUUAAGCUGAAUCAGAUUUUGGACCUCUGUAUUAGGCUUUUCAAGCAAAUCAUCUGGGGGACCGGGGGAGGGAGGGCAUCGCACGAGGGGGGGAACUGCACUUCUACAUGUCAGUACUCUAUAGCGUUGUGUUCAGUGCUGUGUGUUUUACUUUUGUCCAUUUACCUGUUUUACAUUAAUAUAAUUUUACUUGUUUAUGAAACAAAUAAAACUUUGGCUUGUA